This is a messenger RNA of Cuscuta epithymum, 1310 nucleotides long. NCBI's taxonomy places the organism in Eukaryota, Viridiplantae, Streptophyta, Magnoliopsida, Solanales, Convolvulaceae. The record is from the annotation of a GenBank genome assembly.
AAAUAAAUCAUUAUUGUUGGCGUAAUAUAUUGUUAUUAUACCUGAAAGCGAAUUAUAAAAUCGCACGUACAUUUCAACCUACCUAUAAAAUCACACAUUGUAAAAUCAUUAUUGUUAGUGUAAAUAUUCACUAUGAUUACAGUGGGCGAUGUCUCAUAUUCUAUUUCUCCAUUUGAUCAUUCAUCAUCUUCCUCUCAACAGGGGAAAGAUAUCUUGAGGACACUAAUGCAAAAUCCUGGUUUGAAACGUGUUUCUCUUGCAUUUGAUUACACCCCGGGAGGUCUAUUUUCUCUUACCAAUAAUGGUGGUUUCUUGAUUACACCACAAACUAAAUCAGUCUUUAUUCUUCAAAAAGAGUAUGCCACUGUCGAUCCUUCAUUUGUUGACGUGGUUGGCACUCACGGUAUGUCAACCUGUGUAGGUCUCAUCAUUCAAAACCCUAAAAGUGGAAAGAUAUCUGUUGCUCAUAUAGAUGUGCUAGGUGUUAUUGAGCUUGGGAUAAACCAAAUGUUGUCUUCCGUUGAUGAUCAAGAUAUCAAUGACAUGACCAAUUUGAAUGUGCAUUUAAUUGGUGGUUACAAUGAUGAACCAGAGUGGGCAAAUCAUGAAGAUCAGGAAAAGCGAGAAGGAGUGUCUUUCCCCAUUUGUUCCAAGAUAAUUGAAGUUCUGUGCAAGAGCACCAAAACUUUCCAUCUUCGAACUUUGCAUGUUCUUGAUCACAACACAAUAUAUGAUGGACAAGGAAUAGGACACCCCAAAUUUGGAGGUUUUCUGGUUGAAACUGGGGUUGGGUCAAUAUUUCCGGCCAAGUUUGAUGAAACCACAAAAGGUCCAGAUGAAAUGGUUAGAGAAAUUCGGAGACUAUGUUGCGAUAAUGACCCAAGGUGGGAGGGUAGGUUGCUCGACACUUAUGAUAAUCUAUCAGACCACUAUGUUAUUGCUCCUUGCUCUUGGGGAAUUAAGGGAGCAGAAGGAUUUGGAUGGUUUUUGAGUCUAUCUGAUCGAGAGUUUGCCGAUAACUAUUAUUUCACACCUCCAGCUGUCUUGAAUCUUAACGAAAUCAAUUAUUUAAGAGGAAUAUUUGGCUAUAUUUUCAACAACCCGGAAUGGAAAAAAACAUUUCCAAGCGGACGCCCUCGAGUAUUUGCAAGAACCGAUUGUGGGGGUUGGAAACAAAAAGAAGAAGAAAUGUCCCAAAUAUUUAAGAGAUCCGUCAAUUAGAUGGAAAAGGAUGUACCAUGAUAUAGCCUAAUAAGAUUUACUUUCAUUUUCUGUCACAAAAAUAAUAAUUUACUUGCUGAAGAAUCUCA